This is a messenger RNA of Cladocopium goreaui, 5919 nucleotides long. NCBI's taxonomy places the organism in Eukaryota, Dinophyceae, Suessiales, Symbiodiniaceae. The record is from the annotation of a GenBank genome assembly.
AUGCUGCGGGGGGCUGGGUCCGUACGGAUCGCUUUUUACAUGGAUGAAACUACACCAGGCAAUGUGCUUCGCCCAGAUCAUGGUCGAUCACUGGCGUGCUUCUACUGGACAUUGAUGGAACUACCGUCCUGGUUUCGGAGCCGCCACUGUGGCUGGUUUUAUUUCGGGCUUUUUCCUCUGUCGCUGGUGGAGCACGUAGCAGGUGGCUAUUCUUUCCUGUUUGCCUUCAUGGUGAAAACAUUCUUUGGCAAAGGAUUGCUAGCAUGGGAUUUCGACAGGACAGGCAUUUGCUGCAAAUCAAGUGGUGGAGACUUCAUUUUGAAAGCGCGUUUCGGGGCCCUACUUUCAGACGAGAAAGCAAUGAAAGAGCGCUGGUGCACGAAAGGUGCUAGUUCCUACAAGCCUUGCCACCUGUGCAAGAAUGUGAUGGGCCGGGUGGACCUGCCAGACCGCGGCUACUUGGUUCACUACACUUGCACAGAUUCAAGCCGCUUUGAUUUGCAUACUGCUGACAGUUUCCGGACUAUGGCACAGAAUCUGAAGCUUGAAGCUGGCAACCUGAGCAAAAAAGACUUCGAGCGAUUGGAGCAAUCUUGCGGGCUUGUUUUCGACCCUCUUGGCAUCUUGUGGUGUGAAGAUUUGGGAGGCAUUGUCAACCCUGUAUCACACACCUACUGGGACUGGAUGCAUAUAUUGAUGGCCUGUGGUGGGAUUGCUCAGUAUGAGUUCAAUCAAUAUGCUAGGCGCCUUUGCAGUGCUGGCGUGUCCUUGCGGGCCCUUGACGAUCUUGCUGCGGAGAUUGUGUGGCCAAAGGGUGCUUAUUGGUCAAAGAAAUAUUUCCAAAAGCUUGUGGUGGAUAAAGACGGUGCCCAUUUAAAGGCGUUUGCCAAUGAGCUUUUCCAGUUGAUGGACAUUUGGCGCUUAAUACUCCAGCUGGUGGUGGGCCCGGCUGGCAUCCUGGAGCUGGAAACCAGAAGUUUAGAGAGCAUGAUGAAAAUCAUUGACAUUUUGUCGAUGCAGGAAGAGGCGUUGCCUCUUGUUGGUGACUUGGAAAUCGAAAUUGCCCAGCACCACGCUUGGUUUCUAGAACUUUACCCGGAUUGCAACAAGCCGAAAACACACUGGCUACGACAUGUUCCGUCCUUGUUUAGGGAGUUUGGCUGCAAUCUCAGCUGCUUCAGCCCUGAGAAGAAGCACAAGGGAGUGAAGCAGCUGGCGCUUUUGAUUUCUGCCAACGUUGAGAAAGGAGUCUUGUACCGCGCAGUUGCAGAAAAUUUCUCUUCUUUCUCCAAUGAUGAAAAUAUGCUACGCCCUAUUUUCCUGGAACGGGCGCAGGACAUGGAAGCUGAGUGGCUGCGGGCAUUCUAUCCGGACAUGCAAGAAGCGAAGGUUUCAAAGACACUGCGUUUUGAAGGUGGGCGGGUGUCAGCAUCAGAUAUGCUAUGGUUUCCGGCUACAAAGCACCUUGCUCAGGCAUCCUUCUUUUUGCAGGUUCGGCUUUUGAACACCUCUGAGUUCUUGAUCCACGGGGACUUAUAUCAGCAGGCUCGCCUUCAAUCUUUGCAAGGCUCGCCUGCAGAGACUUUCACCAUGAGCGCCGCUAGCGAAGUGCCUGCUACUGCCACUGCAGAAGCUCUCCCCGAAUCUGCGGCCAGUGAAGCUACCGAAGCGGCUUCUCCAGCUGAGACGGCAACAUCUUGUGCAGAAACGCCUAGUGGCGUAGUUCCUCUGGACAAGGUGGAGACCGGCCCUGGACUUCCAGCAGAAAGUUUGUGUUCCACCUGCAGGAAGCCUGUCUCUGUGGUUGUGGCACGGGCAGUGGGGAAGACAGCUACUUCUUUGCGCUGCAGGGCAUGCCACAAUUUAAAAAGUAGGAUCAACCGGGUGUUGAGCCACUAUGGCUCAUUGGCCCAGGAUUGGACGAAGGUAACUGAAAAGGAGAAGAAAGAAUUUUACAAGAAGUACAAGGAGCAGGCGGGACCGGACCUUCUGACCAGGCUCCAGGAGACAGUGACGGAAAGCAAGAAGACCAGCAGCGCCGUCUCCUUCGAGGGCACCGGCGAUUUCCUGGACGAGAUAGAUUUGGAGGAGAAGUACAGGAACAAGCCAGAUCAAUUGGCCGCUAUUAAGGCCAACACCCGGACCUACUUCUGUCCAGUUCGACAGGUGCAGCUUUUCGAGGAUGUGAAAUAUAAGCGCACGGCUGUGGAGACCGAGGAGUACGCGAAGGUGCAGAAGCGAAAGAGGCAAUCAAUUCCUCUUGAACAAGGUGAACGUGAUGAGACGGCUGCAGAUUCGAGCCAAUGCAAGAAGGGCAAGAAAGAAGCAGCCAAAAGUGAGCUGCCGAAGUUGAAGGCUGGAGGCAAGAAAAAGAUUUCCAAGAAAGUGGAACUGAUGAACGCAAAGAAGCUGCAGCUGAUGGAUUGGAACUGCAAAGCGCGUGGUGACAAAGUCAAAGACUUGGUGCCCGGCUACGUCGUGAAGGCUUCCACAAAGCUGGUGGAUGACGCUGUGGCCUUUGGGGUUGAAUGCGACAGCAUUCUUGAAAGUGGCCAUGGCGACGCAGAUGAGGUCAUCAAGAAGGCAGACGCUUUCAUGGAGCAACUGACAGAGAUGAUGGGCCGCGUCAAGUGCCAAGUGGAUCAGGCGCAUGCUUUUGUUGCCACUGGUGCGAGCGGCCAGGAGUGCUCGCCCCAGCUGCAGACAUGCGACGGCUCGCCCCAAAGAAAGCGAAGGAGCGGAGGUGAAGAAGCGCCGCGCAAGCAGCAACGCAGCUCCAAAGAUUUAUCCCCUGUUUCAAUGGGCGCUGAAACUUUGACCCUCGACUUUUGGGAAGACAGAGACAUAGAGGUGGGCGAGGACACCCAGCAAUUCCCUGAGAAUCCAUCGAUCGACUAUGAGCUUGCAUACACAGACUGGAUGUUGUCCCAGUUGUCUGAGAAGGCUUUUUCCAGCUUGUCAGCUUUGGCGCAUGUCAACAGGCUCGCCCAGCCAAUCCACAUAGCAAUGCCAUGCUGCGGAAUAGACGGUGCUGGUUGGUCACUCCGAGCUAUGGGGGUGCCCUUUACACCAAACAACGUAUACGACCUGGAGACGCGAUACAAGGAGUACUGGCAGGGCAUGGUUGAAGAAGGCUCGCCUCUUCAUUUCGGAAAGCACAAUGGUGACAUUGUCCAGGUCCAGCUGUCGGACUUGGAGCGCCCGGUGCAUGUGCUUUGCAGUGGCCCGCCAUGCCCGCCUUGGGCAGGAAGUGGCAAAAAGAAAGGUGUGGAAGACUUCCGAGCAAAAGCUUUUCUGGCUAUUGUGAAUAUAGUGGCUUCGCUAGCCAAGUGUGGUGAGCUGCAAGCAGCGAUCUUGGAAAAUGUCCAAGGCAUUUUACACCGCCAAGGUGGCGAAGAAAGUUUCAUGUCAAAGCUUCUGCACAUUUUGCAAGAAGAAGUGCAGGAAUUUCUCUGGCAGGUGGACACCCUCAAGGCGGUGGACUACAAGCUAGCACAGGAAGGUCGCCUCGUAGAGACAGAUGUUGUCUGCUUCCCACUGGACCGCGCAGAUGGCAAAACAUACAAGCGGCAUAUCAGCGUCAAUCGUACACCAACAUUGACCACCUCGAAUUCAUACCUGUUUGUGUCAGACAUGAAGGUGGGCCUCCCAGAUCAGCAACGGACACACUUCCGUUUCUUGCAUCCGCAUGAGCGGUUUGUUUUGCAAGGUUUCAACGUGGAAGUCGCCGAACAAUUCGCUUCCAGCCAAGCCUUACAAGUCAAGGCAGCAGGAAAUGCCUAUCCAGUGCCACUCAUUGGAGCAGCAAUGGCCCCAUUGCUGGCUGCCUUCGGUAAGCUGCCCCAGAAAGGAGAAAGGGAGCUGGAGUUCCCCACGCGUUUCCAUGAGCGUUUGGCUGACGCCAUGUACGGUGCUGGGAAGAAAAGCAAACCAAAGAAGGCAGGACAUAAGGUGCUCAAACGACCGGCUGCACACCAAGCAUCAGAGAAACCUGCAGACGAAAAAUUGGACAAAACCCACCCUGGGCCCCAUGACAAGGAGCAACAUGACGGUGGUGGGGCACAGCCUUUGGGUGAAGAACGUGCGGGGCCUUCCACCAAGAAGCGACCUGCCAGCACGGCAAGCAUCGGAAAGCCCUGUCAGAAACCAAGACUCCCUGCCGCAUGGCGCCUGCGUGGGCAAAGAUUGCAUGAGUUUAUUUCCUCUUCCACGCUGGUUCAAGCUGACCACGGGUUGCUGCGAGGCUUGCCCGCAGAAACAUUGAGAGCGAAGCUUUUGCUUGUGAUUGUAGGGACAAACCACAUGGCUGAAGCCCGCUUUGAUGGGAUGCUUGACUACUUCGCUGCUCUCCAAAAGAGUUGCGGGGGGUUCCUUGAAAAGGACGCCUUAGACCCCCUGUUGAAAAGCUGCAUGCUGGAUAUUGAACGCGCCCCGCCCAUAACCAUAGAAGCAGGGGCCAGCAUGCUUAGAAAGCUUGAGAAAGCUACCGUGCCCCAGGCAUGGCGUGAAGCUUUAGUGAAACUGGUGCAAACCAAGGUUCAGACAGGCGCAGAGAACAGCUGCAACCAAGGGAAUAAGAAGAACAAGGAAAAACCAAGGCAGACAUGUUUGCACUUGGACAACUAUUUCUUGAAGAAGGACUGGGAAAAACUGGCUUCGGAUGGGUUGACUGACAAGGUCAACUUUGCAGCGCAAAGAAUGGCAGCCCUGGGUUUGCUGAACCCAACAGAGCCGACUGCGGUGCAUGCAGUCGCAAUUCUGUAUUUGACGUCGCACAAAGGGACCCUGGAAGAACUUAACAUCAAUGGCGUCCAUGCUUUGAAUACGGUGCGGGAUUUGAAAUCUGUGCUCAGAGGAUUGAAAGGCUUUACGCAGUCUGGGAUCACCAACUACCCAAUGGAUCCUGCAGAAUUGCCCGGCCCCAUAUUCAUGAAAGCGUUUGGACAAGAAAAGCCUGAGCCAAGCCGUCUGGAUCCUCACGCGCUUGGAUGGUUGCAAGUUGUGCUACCUGCAAGGGACACGCACACAUCAGUGCGAGGUGCCUGGGGAAAGCGAACCUCGCGACUACGUACUGGUAACAACUUCCAGGAGAUGCUCAUGAAUGCCAUGAGCAACCCUGACAUGGCAGCAGCUUUCGCCAGCAUGAUGAGAAACAAUUCUGGAGUGCAGCUGAACAUGACACGCCGGAAACAGUUGAUGCCAAGCGCUGCCUCUGCACAGGUGGAACCACUCAUGUUGGCAAACGGGCCAGCUGCUUCUCACAACUUGGCAGGCAAGCAAGACCCAAAGGAUGAAGUCGACCUCGAGACAUCGCUUCCAAGUAAUGAAGAACCUAGCAUCAAGGCUCGUCCUGGUGCAAACGAAAUCAGCAAGGCUGGUCCUGCUGUAAGUGAAACCAGCAAAGCUCGGCCUGCUGCAGGCGAACCCUGCGAAGCUCUGCCUGCAAAGGACAGCAAGGAAUUGCCUCCGCUGGAACCCAAAAGUGUAGAUGCCAUGUCGAAUGACAUCUUGGCAGCCAUUGGCGGCCAAAAAAGAAAGAAGACCGCUGCUGAACAGACCACUGAGGGCGAUGACGUGCCCAUGCCGAAGGCAAAAGCCAAAAGCAAGCCAAAGGGAAAGGCCAAAGCCACAGCAAAGAAAACAUCUGCUGUGGCCAAGGCCAAGAGUACGCCUCCCAAGACCAAGAAUGCUGCGCCCAAAGCAAGGCCGAAGAAAAAGAAAGAGGUCUUGCCAUUCCCUGGGACAGCUGCGCAUGAGCCCGUUCGCCACAAGCACGCCACAGUUUACAUAUGCCCCAAGUCCACCAACUACAGGGUCAAACUUGAUGGUGAGAAGAAGGACAAGGCCUUCAGCUGGGAACGCCAGGAUGCGAAGGAGGCAUGGGUGCAGGUGAAGGAAUACAUCCUGAACUUGGAGUGA